Molecule: messenger RNA, 3328 nt
Organism: Paralichthys olivaceus (Japanese flounder)
Lineage: Eukaryota; Metazoa; Chordata; Actinopteri; Pleuronectiformes; Paralichthyidae
Gene: inhbb
Product: inhibin subunit beta B
Cellular component (GO): extracellular region
Molecular function (GO): growth factor activity; cytokine activity
Source: RefSeq, a predicted model, not a curated record
CGCAGGGACGCACGGAGUUGGCCAUCCACAGCUACGCGCACGGGACUCCGCACUCACUCAGUCACUCAGUCACUCAGGCGCAUUCACAGAAACACGCCGGGACCUACGGAGCGCUGACACUCUCCUCGGGAGCGCGGCUGCAUGUUGUUUGAAUGGGGGAGACGGUACUGAGCUGAUGCGCACUGGGUUUAAUUCAGACUUAUCGGUGACCUGUCCGCUUGUGUUUUGCUAGAUUACGCGUGUGAGGUGAACGUGGCAUGACUGGAGCGCGUCAGCUACAUGGACUUUUAUUUUGCGCGUUGCUGGACAAGUGAGCGCACGAUGACAGGAGUUAAUUAGCCUCAUCACUUGAGCUGCACUCUUGUAUGACUGGGAAUACAAACCUCUCAUUGGCCUCUGUGGAUGACUCUUGGAGAACAAGUGGAUGUGCCCCCGGAACUUUCAUAUGUUUUACAUUAACUUGCGUUCACUUUAGAGUGUGUGCGCGCGCGUGUGUGCGUGCUAGCCGGUGUGUAUGCGUGUGUGUCUUUUCAUGCUUGUUUUGAUUAGCCCUUUGGACUUACACCUUUAAAUUGAGAAAAUGAGCUUAUACAGUCUGGCGUUGUCCUGUUUAGUCGCGUGCUUUGUCUCCGUGCGCUGCAGCUCGGUGACGGGGGCAGAGGCGCAGACCUCGACCCAGGAGUCGUGCGCGUCCUGCGGCCUCAGAGCGCCGGAUCAGUCGGAGCGGGAGAACAUAGACUUUUUGGAGGCGGUGAAGAGGCACAUUCUGAACAGGUUGCAGAUGAGAGAAAGACCCAACAUCACCCACCCCAUCCCGAAGGCUGCGAUGGUGACGGCGCUGAGGAGGCUGCACGCCGGCAAAGUGCGAGAGGACGGCCGGGUGGAGAUCCCCAACUUUGACGGGCAGUCUGCGUACAACAACGAGGUUCAGGCGGAGACCUCUGAGAUCAUCAGCUUCGCCGAAUCAGAUGGGCUCACAUCAGUCAAGUCCAGUCUCUACUUCCUCAUCUCCAAUGAGGGCAACCAGCACCUGUACGCGUCCCAGGCCAACCUGUGGCUCUAUUUCCGAGUGCUACCAUCUGGUCCUGAGAAGGGCCUGCGGAGGAAGGUGACUGUCAAGAUCCAUUACCAGGAAGCUGGGUCUUCGAGCAGUGUUGAGGGAGGACCAGGGGGUGGUGGCGGAGGGGGAACAGGCCGCUGGUCCCUGGUGGAGAAGCGUGUGGAUCUGAAACGCAGCGGCUGGCAUACUUUCCCCCUCUCAGAAGCAGUGCGGGCAGUAUUUGGGAAAGGCAGCCGGAGGCAGGAUCUGGAAGUCCACUGUGAUGGCUGUGAGACAUCUGGUGUGGCUCCGGUGCUGGUGGACCCAGGUGAUCCGUCCCACCGGCCCUUCCUGGUGGUGCGCGCACGGCAGGUGGAUGGAAAGCACCGCAUUCGUAAGCGGGGGCUGGAGUGUGAUGGCACCAGCGGGGGCUUAUGCUGUCGGCAGCAGUUUUACAUAGACUUCCGCCUUAUUGGUUGGAAUGACUGGAUCAUUGCACCAGCUGGCUAUUAUGGUAACUAUUGUGAGGGCAGCUGCCCGGCCUACAUGGCAGGAGUGCCGGGAUCGGCCUCAUCCUUCCACACCACAGUCGUGAACCAGUACCGCAUGAGAGGGAUGAGCCCUGGCUCAGUCAACUCCUGCUGCAUCCCCACCAAGCUCAGUACUAUGUCCAUGUUGUACUUCGAUGAUGAAUACAACAUCGUCAAGAGGGAUGUGCCCAACAUGAUAGUGGAGGAGUGUGGCUGUGCUUGAAUCCACACUGACUCUUCAUUAUCUGAACUCAGAACAGUCAGAAAGGCCUUUUGUACAAACAGGACGUUAUUGUACGGUACACAUAUACAAUAUAUCUAUACCAACUGUAUGUGCAAGCAACACACACACACACACUGGUGAAGUCUUGCAAAUGCAAGUGUCAGUGUUGUGCCCAUGUGUGCAUGCGUGUGUUCACUCCUGCUUGUGUGGGCGUAUUUAUCAGACUGAGUGACAUACUUGCUGUCCAACUUGUCAGCAGUGGGAUGAGAAGGGAAUGUUAUCACCAAAUGAUAUUUUACUCUAGUUUGCCAUUUCUAGUCAAAAAAUAAUGGCCCAUCAUCUCCUCUUGAAUGAAGAUAAAAAGCGCUUAAGGAAAGUGACAGGAUCAGCCAAUGACAUGAUUGGCUUCACCAUCCCCACACUCCCAACCUUGCUCCUCCAACCCCCUUAAAUACUUUAAGCACAUAACAGACUUUUGUUUUUAUAAAGCACUGACAAUUCAUCAGCUUAUACAAUUCUGAACACCAGCACUUCGCUACUAUGCCGACAGACACAGUCUGACUGUCCUCUCUGAUGGAAUUAGACAGCGGCAGCGCUUAAUGCCUUGCAGGAUUAUACACUGCGCAGCAGCACAGUUGCAAAUGAAAGCCCUCUACGGAGCGAUUGCUGCGGCUGCUGUUGUCAUUCUUGCUGUUGACUAAGGCCCUCAACCUCAACCUCCUGCCUGUCAAGAGUGCUGCAGGCCCUGCUACCAUGACAACCAGGUGAAGAUAGAACUCAUGAGUGCACUUCACUUGUGUGCUAGGAGCGACAGAGAGAGAACUGCUUCUUCCUGGGCCAUACGUUUCUGUAGAGGUGGGGGCCUAAGGACACAGAGACUCUAGUUUCAGCCCAGUGCGUUGCCACAGUGCAGUGCAGCACUUGCAGAAACUGAAAUGCACACCCUGAAUAGCACUUGUUUAAAGAAAUGCCUUCCAAGGGGUACUGAGUGUCCUGUCCUAUCGCUAAAUAAGUGCCACAUGAGCUAUGCAAUGUAUAGUAACCUAUACCCAUACUCAACAUUCUCUAUUAGACUGAAUUCUUUUUCCAUUUCUCCUUUCUCUCUCCUCCUCUCUCUCUCCAGUCCUCAACUCUUUAUCAAUACUUGAAAUGUAAUCUUUCGCUUCCUUUCCAAAGCGAAUGAUUGUUGUGAUGUUUGCACUGAAAAGUUGCAGGAUUAGUGAAACAAAAACUGCCAUUGAAAUGUUAUUUUUAUAGAAGUAAAUUGAAUUUUGUUUCAAAUGUAUUUUAAAUAAUGGAACCAAAGAGGCCAAGAUUUUAGCUAUUGUACUAAGAUGGCAAGGCCAUUGAGUUACUGUGUACAAUACUGUUUUUGAUUAUUUGCAAAAGGCCUACCACUGUAUCAGGGUACGAUAUAUGAUUUUCAUUUCUUAGCUCUAUUUUCAUUCUCUGUUUUGUACAAUAAGCAACACUUCAUUUUUUCACCUUUAAUUCUAUUUUUGUUUCAGUUUUCUAUUUAAUAAGAAAGUUAUUUUU